AUGUCUUGCGUUGAUUCGUGGCAGAAAAAAUGACAGACAGUUCGUGACCUAAUUCAUUGUUCGCAAGGAGAGAAAGAUGAAAGUUCCACGGUUACGUUUAUCAUGUGUUGUAUGUUUGACGAAGUCAUUAACAUAAAUAUAUAGUUAGUUUUACAAGACUAUCUAGAUUUUUGAAGAAAAGGCGUAAUUGAAAAGAUGCAAUAUGGAAUCGUUUCUACAACUUUUUAAUCCACAAGAUGAUAAGGACAUAAGAAAAAGGCAGUGGGAUGAUUUUGGAAAUAAUGGAAAUGGAUUAUCGGAUUGUGAAACUUCUAGUACCGAUGAAGAUCAAGAGGACUGUCUGCCACCGGAGCCUGAACACGGAAACGUAGAAUAUAAAUUAAAAUUAAUAAAUCCAUCUAGUCAACGUUUUGAACAUCUUGUUACACAGAUGAAAUGGAGACUAAGAGAAGGACACGGAGAGGCAAUUUAUCAAAUUGGAGUGGAAGACAAUGGAAAAUUGACUGGUCUAACAAAAGAGGAAAUGAAGGCGUCCUUAAAAACUCUGAAAGACAUGGCUUCCAGACUGGGUGCUACUAUAAGAAUAUUACGCGAGCGUAUAGUUACGAGUUCUACUACUAAUAAUAAAAAUAAAACUUUGGCAUCUCAAAAUAGGAAUAAUAAUAAGGAGGAAAAGAAGGUCGCUGAAGUAUGUAAAAAGUUACGAAAGGACGACAGAGAGGACCAGGAUAGCAUCAUGGAUCUGAGACUGGCGGUCAUUGGUGCGCAAGAUGCUGGAAAGUCGACUCUCUUAGGAGUACUGACGCAAGGUGAGUUGGACAAUGGUAGAGGAAGAGCGAGGCUUAAUAUGUUGCGUCAUCUGCACGAUAAAACGGGUCGUACAUCGUCGAUAUCGCACGAGAUCAUCGGAUUCGAUAGCACGGGUCACAUCUUGAACUAUGCUGAAAUGGCCACAGCCGAAGAGAUAUGCGAACACGCCUCGAAAGUCGUUACAUUUAUUGAUUUAGCUGGACACCGCAAGUACUUGAGGACGACGGUACUUGGGCUCACAGGAUAUUCACCGCAUCAUGUUAUGCUAGUCAUAGCGCCGCCUCUAAAUGAAGUAUCGCAGGAACAUAUGGCUCUCUGUUUAGUUAAACUUCCAUUCUUCAUUGUCGUGAAUAAAAUCGAUUUAGGAUUCUGCGACAUAUCUGAGACUCUAGUUCAACUUGAGAAUGCUAUGAUGACACAAGGAUAUCCCAAGCAAUUAGUAUUGUUUAGCAAUAAUGAUAUACCGUCAUGGGACUGUACGUCAGAUGUGAUACCAGUAUUUAGUGUCAGUUGUGUUACCGGUGAAGGCCUUGAAGAAUUGACCAUGUUUAUCAAAAAUUUGACACCUUAUGAGAUGAAUUCAAUUGACUCUGAUCCAGAAUCCUGUCUAUUUCAAAUUGACGAAACAUUUAGGGUAGCAGGUUUGACGCAACCAGUUUUAGGAGGAUUACUCGUUAAAGGAGCGAUUGCACCAGGAACUCGUUUAUUAGUAGGACCUUUACCAGAUGGAGAAUUUAGUCCAGUAAGAGUAGUUAGUUUACAUCGUAAUAAAGCUCCGUGUUGUUUAGUUCGAGCGUCGCAAAGCGCCAGUUUAACUUUAGCGCCACCGACGAACCGUAGUCCUCCUCUACCACAUCUUCGCCCAGGAAUGGUUUUAGUCUCUCUACGUGAUCGCCCACACGCGACACUUUUCUUUCAGGCAACAGUACUGAUAUUAUAUCACGCCACUGCGAUAUUCCCCGGUUUUCAAACGACAGUACACGUGGGUAAUGUGAGACAGACUUGCGUCAUUGAAGGGAUAAUGGAUGUGAAAGAUAGGGGACUGCAGACAAACGACACUGCUUCUGUAUUAUUUAGAUUCGUUAGCCAUCCAGAAUAUCUUCAUGUCGGAAUGCAACUCUUGUUCAGAGAGGGACGAACUAAGGGAAUUGGUACAAUUACACAGAUCUUUCCUUUGAUUGGAUCACAGAACUCGAUAAAGUGAAAAAAAUUAUAUGACAAUGUAAAAUAAUAACCGAUAUACAAUUUUCUAGUAUUUAUAUAACUUAUAAAAGAAAGAAGGAAAAGUACAUAAAUUUUUAUU
Messenger RNA from Nylanderia fulva, 2113 nucleotides. RefSeq names its product GTP-binding protein 2. Gene Ontology annotation, molecular function: GTPase activity; GTP binding; translation elongation factor activity. The record is from RefSeq and is a predicted model, not a curated record. Gene Ontology annotation, biological process: translational elongation. Lineage: Eukaryota; Metazoa; Arthropoda; Insecta; Hymenoptera; Formicidae.